Molecule: messenger RNA, 696 nt
Organism: Schistosoma turkestanicum
Lineage: Eukaryota; Metazoa; Platyhelminthes; Trematoda; Strigeidida; Schistosomatidae
Source: the annotation of a GenBank genome assembly
AUGUCUUCAUGUGAAGAUCUAUUUCAAAGUUUCACUAAUAAAGUGGAUAUUUCUGAAAUAUCUAGUGAUUUAUUCAGUAAUUCAUCGGCUAAAUCACUUCAAAUAAAAAAGAAACCGAAAGAUAAACCAGAUCAUGUGAAACAUUGUUGUGUUGGUGAACUGAUUCCAGAUUUUUCUUCAUAUGAAAAAUAUGAAUUAAUUGUUGAAUCAGAUCUUGGCGAUCAUCAGACAUCUAGUUGUAACAAAGAAAAUACUACUUCAUCUGAUAAUCUCCCAUUGAAUUCGAUUGUUAAACAUCAAAUUCAUGAUAUUGGUAUUAGUUCAUCGGCGGCGGCAGCAUUUUGUAGUACUCCUGGAUCUGCAAACAUUUUGCCUACAUUAAAUUCACAGAAAAAAAAUGUUUAUGAUUUAACAGCGCCUAAAAUUGUAUCACGUGAUGCUUUGUUGAAUACACUUCAAUUUACACCUAUUCAUCCAGUAUUCAACAAUCAAAAAUCUAUAAUGACUGUCAAUAAGGAAAAUAAUUCACCACCAAUUGAUUCACAUCAACAAACACCAACAUACCAUGAUUAUCAUCAUCAUGAGUCUUCAUUUGAUCAAAAUCAAUUAGUAAGUAGUAUAACUUUUGUUGUUGAAAAUUUAUUCUUAUUCAACUCUAUUUAUUAUAUCAUCAUAUGUAAAGUUCAACCAGCUUAA